AUGGCUCCAACAGUUGUUAACGUUGAGAAUAAAAAGGGUGGCAGCGGCUCUGGUGUUAUCAUCGACGAGGGUCGUCAUAUUAUCACCUGUGCUCGUGUUUUGGAGGGUGAUUUGGAGCCUACAAUCAUCACAGCUUCACAAAAACGUGGAACGAAAGCAUCCAUAUCUAAGUAUGAUAGAGAAAGUGAUUUUUGUGUUCUGAAGUAUCAGAAGAAUGAAGAUGUUGAUUAUGCUGAAGUGUAUCUUGGAGAUGAUACAGUUAAAAAUAUUGGACAAGAGGUCUACAUUAUUUCCAUGUCUGCAACUCUCCCUCACGUCUUCACUGCUGGCAAAAUCACUGGUUAUGGUACCUACGGCACCCUUGGGCUCGAUUUCGGGAAUAAAAGUCAGCCGAUGUUUAUGGUUAGUGACAUAUCAGCUGUGCCGGGAUGCUCUGGAGCUCCAGUGUUUGAUGCAAGAGGGAGAGUUCUUGGGAUAGUAACACAUGGACACCUUGGAUAUAAUGUUGUGAGGAAGUUUGUCGGAAAUGAUUUUAUUUAA
Molecule: messenger RNA, 540 nt
Organism: Populus nigra (black poplar)
Lineage: Eukaryota; Viridiplantae; Streptophyta; Magnoliopsida; Malpighiales; Salicaceae
Exons: 1
Coding region: 1-540 (179 amino acids)
Source: RefSeq, a predicted model, not a curated record